GAGAGCUUGGCCCGCAGCAGCUGUUCAACGAAAGGAAGCUCUGGGGCAGUCACACCGUGCUCCAGUCCACCAAGGACAAGCCAGUUGGUGGCACAGCCCAGGUGUGGCCGCAGCACAGCCCCCAGGCACUGACCAUGGAAGAUGGGACAGCUGUGCCCUGCUGUGGGGUGUGGAGCUCCCUUCCCGCUGCCGUUACCCAGGCUGUGCGAGGCUGUGCUGUGGUGCCUGGUGCAUGGUCCUGAAUGUGGCUGUUCUUGGGCGGGGCGUGUCUAUGAACAGGAAUGGUCUGAUUCCCAGGUCCAGGGAGUUGCCCACAGCACCCUUGGCAGGGGGCCCCUAUCCCUGCCCGACCCCCACCAAGGCCCUGAGGCCAAGAGCUGCAGAGGUGCUAGCGUGUGCCCCCAAACCUCAGCCUGGGACACGUGUGCAGUCUAACUUAGUAACACACCUGUCACGGAAUGAAAGCACUUGUGCUGGGGUUAUUUUCGGCGUCUCCUUAGCAAGCUGCUGAGGCUGCCCGGCAGCCUGGGAGGGAGUACAGACAGGCAGGCGAGGGUGACAGGCCGCCGGGAGGACCCAGGCGCCCAGGGCAAGGCUGUGAUGAACGGUAGCAGCCACUCGCCAACAGCCGUCAGCAGCGCCCCGUCCACACCCAACGGCUUCAGCAAUGGCCCGGCCACCUCGUCCACGGCCUCCCUGUCCACACAGCACCUGCCCCCGGCCUGUGGGGCAAGGCAGCUCUGCAAGCUGAAGCGUUUCCUCACCACUCUGCAGCAGUUUGGCAGCGACAUCUCCCCCGAGAUCGGGGAGCGUGUGCGCACGCUGGUGCUGGGCCUGGUGAACUCGACGCUGACAAUCGAGGAGUUUCACUGCAAGCUCCAGGAGGCUACCAACUUCCCCCUGCGGCCGUUUGUCGUCCCCUUCCUGAAGGCAAACCUGCCCCUGCUGCAGCGGGAGCUCCUGCACUGCGCCCGUCUGGCCAAGCAGACCCCUGCUCAGUACCUGGCCCAACAUGAGCAGCUCCUACUGGAUGCCAAUGCCACCUCACCCACUGACUCCUCAGACCUCCUGCUGGAAGUGAAUGAGAAUGGCAAGAGGAGGACGCCUGACAGGACCAAAGAGAACGGGUCGGACCGUGACCUGCUGCUCCCCGAGCAUCUCAACAAGCGGCCAUGCACCCUGAGCCCCGCCCCACGCUUCAGCCCCAGCAAUGGGGUGCCCCACCCCACCCCACCCCCGCACUACCGCCUCGAGGACAUGGCUGUGGCCCACCACUUCCGCGACCCCUACCGCUCCCCUGACUUCCGGGAGCUGCGGGAGCGUCAUCGGCACCUUGCAGUACAUGGGUCUCGGCAGGAGGAAGUGAUUGACCACAGGCUUACAGAGCGUGAGUGGGCUGAAGAGUGGAACCACCUCAACAACCUCCUGAACUGCAUUAUGGACAUGGUGGAGAAGACGCGCAGGUCCCUCACUGUCCUGCGCCGGUGCCAGGAGGCUGACCGCGAGGAGCUCAACCACUGGGCCCGGCGCUGCAGCGACACCGAGGACAUGAAGAAGGGCCCUGCAUCUGCUGCCAUUCGGACCCUUGGCAGCUCCACUGGCCCCGAGGGGUCUCAGCUAGACGUCUCCAGGGAGUUCAUGCCAAGGACCCUCCCUGGCUACAUGCCUGAGGACAUCUGGAGGAAGGCUGAGGAGGCCGUAAAUGAGGUGAAGCGCCAGGCCGUGUCUGAGCUACAGAGAGCUGUGUCGGACGCGGAGCGCAAAGCCCACGAGCUCAUCUCCACAGAGCGCGCCAAGAUGGAGCGGGCCCUGGCCGAGGCCAGGCGGCAGGCCUCAGAGGACGCCCUGACGGUCAUCAACCAACAGGAGGACUCCAGUGAGAGCUGCUGGAACUGUGGGCGCAAGGCCAGCGAAACCUGCAGCGGCUGCAACGCGGCACGCUACUGCGGGUCCUUCUGCCAGCACAAGGACUGGGAGAAGCAUCACCAUGUGUGCGGCCAGAGCCUGCAGGGCCCUGCAGCUGUGGUGGUCAACCCCGUGCCCGCUCAGCCUGAUGCCACCACGAGCUUGGGCCCCUCCCUGCCUGUGGGUGCUACCAGCCCCAGCGAGGCUGGCUCUGCAGGGCCCUCCCGCCCUGGCUCCCCCGGCCCACUGGACACCGUGCCCCGCUGACCCCUUCCAGCCCCCAGCCUGCUGGACGCUAUACCCCAGUCAGCCCUGGGGAGCCAGCUGAUUGGAGUCGCUGCUGCUACUGCCUCUCUCCAAAAGAAAACACAAAACCAACAAAAACUGCAUUCAAUGCAAUUUCUCAGCUACCUGACGAUUCACGUGACAACCUCCUGACAACCUUCCUCUUCGAGAGCACCCUCGGAAACCUCCAACUGAGCUUUAGACAGCAGAGUGAUGCCACAGGCACGUUGGCUCUGCCCCCCUCUCUCUUUCUCCUCUUCUCUCUCAUUUUUCUACCUUUAUGACUUUCACAGAUUUUCUCUUUAAUGGAAAAAAUCUUAACUGGUGGCUUAUAUUUUCAACAAAGAAUUUGGGGGGGGGGCUUUGUUUUGUCGGCAAAAGAGCUACUCAGAUAAAUGGACAAAGAAAACUGUGGGGGUUUUCCCCCUUCCCAAUUAAAAAGGGAAAAAGAAAACCGUUAUUUUAUCGCCGGAGACCUGAACACUGCUGCUUCACCGAGACCCCCCAGGGGUGUUUGGCUGGUGCAGUGAAGACAGAAAGAGAUUUCAGUUUCCAACUUGAGAAGCAUUUUGGGUUUCAGAUUUUCUUUUUCCUUUAAUAUUAAACUCUUUGGCUUUAAGUAAAAAUCCAAAAAAGUUUUCUUAAAAAAAGCAAAGGAGGGCGGCGCCUGUGGCUCAAGGAGUAGGGCGCUGGUCCCAUAUACCGGAGGUGGUGGGUUCAAACCCAGCCCCGGCCAAAAGAAAAAAAAAAAAAGCAAAGGAAGCAUACCUGUAAACUACCUUGCUAGCUAGCCAGCCAAGGAUACCGGACACACCUCUGUUCUAAGGAAGAUCCAAAAAGCAGACAUAAGAAAUCAAGAUCCAAAUUUUUUUGUCAUUGCCAAAGUCUUUUUUCCCGUUUUACUCAGCUGUCGGGUUAUCUGGAUGUCCUUUUAUUUUGUUCUGAUUUUGCCUGUGGGGUGUUGGGAUACUGGAGUCCAGAAGGUCUAUACCCAACAAGAAGCAACUUUUAUUUCCUUUUGGCGAGUUGGCGCACCACGCGUUGUGCCUGUGUGUCCAUGUGCGUAUAGGGAAGACACCCCCGUCUGUCCUCCUGCCCUCUGUGAUUUCUCAUGUGUCAUUUGUCCACUUGUGGGAAAAAAAAAGUGCUAACGUUUUCCUCCCAGGGAGAGCACAAUUCCGAGACUAAACUGUGAUAAUCUUUCGGGCUGAUUCUUCACUGCUUCCCAAGGCAGGAGGAGCUGGCAACUGCAUCUGAAAACUCAGCUUCUCCCUUUCCUCCUCUACCUCCUUCCCCGGCUCCUGCCCGGCCUCACCCUCACCACGCAACUCCCAGGUCUCACUGCAGCCACUCCGAACUUUUGGAGAAAAACAAAAGUACAAAUAGCCAUCUCCGGAUGGCGAAGACCGGUGGGUGUGCACAGCCUUGCCGUUUGUCAGGUGCCCUCCCAGAAGUCACCUCCACCCCCAGAGUUUCUGGCGACACCUUCCUCCCCAUGUUCUCCCUGCCAUGCCCCAGCCCUGCCCACCCUCCAUCCAUCCACCCAACUCCCUCAACACUUCAAGGAGGAAAUAGAGGGAUAAGGAAGUUCACACUUGCACUGAACAGAAGGACAAGCAGACAGACACAGCCGCAGGCUGGCGCAUCUGUGCAUGUGGAAGUUCAAGGGCACAAGUGCAAUAAAUAUAAGUGACCAGCUACUGAACCGGCCCGGAGGCCCUGCAGAGGCGGGGAGCCAGUGGAGCACGUUAAUGUGAAUGUAUAUAGUCUGCUUUAGAGGUCCAAAUAAUGAUUUUCACAGUGAUGAUAAUAAAGGAGACGUUUGCCAAAUUAAAAAAAAAGAAACUGUGGAUGUAAAGUUUAGGAGAUUGAUUUUCAAAGAGAUUGGAACUGUGGUCCUGUAGGGAGCAGUGGUUGGUUUGGUGGUUAUUUUUUCACAGUUGUGAAAAUUCAUUAAGCAUCGCAAGGAAGGAUCCCCUCGGGUCGGCCCCCACCAGGAACCAAGUCUGUUGGCCGAAGCCUCGCCCCAAAAACCAAGGUGGAGCCCUGAUCCUCACGGGAGCUCCCACCCCAGCACCUCAGCUGUCCCGUGAUGUAGCGGUCAAGUUCCCCGAGGUUUGCCUUUGUGGGUUCCAGAGAAGCAAGGACCAGUUUGGGACUGUGGCUCUCAAGAGGCACGGGAGGCCGCCUGUUUCUGCAGCACUGAGCCUGGGACCACAGAGGUGUGGACAUACCUGACCUCGCAGACUGCCUGCCCCAGAGGCCGGCGUUCUCCCCUCACCUCGUCCCUUCCAAGGUGCUCUGACUUGUUCUACAAGGCCCCUGUGCCCUUCCUGGGGACAGGACAGUGACCACAGACAAGAGAGGCCCCAAGUGACUGGCCCCACAGAGAAGUCAGGCUCUCGAAGAGUUUGUGUAGUCCAGCCUGGCUGUGCUGGUGACCAGCACCUGGCCCUGAGUGAGGGGAUCCCCUGCCAGCCUCCCUGGUAACUCGAGUCCUUGAUGUCUGGGCUGAGGUGCUUGUUUGAGGGGCAGAUCAGGGAGACUCACACUUGCUUUGUGGGGGAAAGGCCUUUCCUUCCGCCUCAGCCCUCACCUGGUUCCUCUGGGGGGCAGGGACAGUGGCCUGUUUGCCGGCUGGCAGUAUCUGGCCAGACAAGCCUCUGGGGCUGGACCACAAGCUGACAAGAGCAGAUGACCCCCCAAGCCAACUAUUAAGUGCUGUCUGCCCAAGGCGCCUGCCCCCAACCACCAUGAAGUCCACCAUCAGGGCCCCAGAUCCCUGCAGUUGAUGACGUCACAGAAUCGGGCUGGCAUGACAGGAAGUGGAAAUUUGCAGUGGGGAAACUGAAGCUGGUGUCCUGGAGUAUGCUGUGUCAUGGUGGGUAGGAAGGGGCCGGGUCAUAGACGAGAGGCAGCCCCCUCUCAUCCAAGGGAGGGUCUGGAGAAGGCGGUGGGGCACUGGGCCCCUCCCACACUUUGGGAGCUGGCCUUUCAGUCACAACGCUCAGGCCCCAUUUGGCCAAAGACCUCACAGCAGAACCAAACAGAAACCUUAGCUUUGGGGGUGAGGGAGGGAGACUGGCGGCAUUUCUGCAUCAGGACCUGCCUAACUAGUAGAUGUGGACACACGUGUCCGUGGCGUUGAUCUGCUGUUUGGGGCGUCAGCCUUUCUCAUGCUGGGCAAAGAGAAGACCUGGACAGGGUCUGAGCAGGGUCCACACUUGAGGUGAGGAGCAUAGCCCCCAUCUCAGCCUCAUGCUUGGGGCCCACCUGCCCUGCCACCCCCACAAGCUCUGCAGGAUCCAGCUGCCCACGGCACUUCCUCCCCAAUCUCCAAACCAAAACCACAGCUUUACCUCCUACUCUGAGGCCAAAGCUAAGAGAAAGGAGGGGCAAGGUGCACAGGUAGGGCCCAGGCAGGUGUAAGACUGCAGGACAGAUGCUGGGCCUGGGCCACUGUCUCUGGAAAGAGUCCCCUGGUGCGACCCAGGCAGGCCAUCCUUCCAUUCCCACAGCGCCUGGCAGACAUUCUUUCUACCGCCCACCUGGAGGCUCUCUCCAGGCCAGGCUUUUGACCUGAACGCAGGCAGGCGCCAGAGCUUUCCACACCAUACGCCAACACAGGCUGGACAAACCCCAGUCCCUGGCCCCACUGCCCACCAGGACUGCCCCAGGCAAAACAGCAGCCCUCCCAUCCUCUAGUCUCCAAGGCCCAGCAGGGCCAGGAAGGUCUGGCCAGGUGGGCACAAGUGGCAGGGGGUCCCCCGAGAAGUACAAUUUCAGGGGGUGGAUAGGAGAGUUGUGGGGUGGGAGGGUUCACUCAGGCCCCAGGGUACAGGGAUCAGGAUGGGCCAUAGAUUCUUCCCUUUGCCAGUUUUUCCAAAUAGAUCCUCCAGCAGACACCAAAGCCCAGUGUCUGGCAGGCCCCACCGUCUGUCCCAGCCCCAUGCUGGCCACACGCCUGCCAUAACUGACUGACUCACCAAUUCAUCAGCCACCACCUGCCCCUCUCCUACCUGUCCACUCAUGCCUCUCUCCCAACUGCCAUGCCACCCCACGCGUGCCCAUCUGCGUCCUCCUAUCUGCCUACACAGCCAUCCUUCACCCCCUCCACCUUUCCAUCUGCUAGACCCAGGGCAGUGUCGCCAACUGCCUCCAUGUGCCAAUGGCAAGGACACUUUGGAUCCCGUCUGGCUGUGACUGUGCGCUGGAGGGCCCCGCCUGGGGGCAGUAGCCCCUGCAGUUCCCACCCCGGCCCAGGGCUGCUCUGAACACUUCCUGGAAUGGACAACCUACUACUGAGGGUACUGUGGGCAGACUGGACCAACAGCCCAGCAACAGCUCCAGCCAGUCUGGGCUCGGCAGGAGGGAGUGGUGGCCAGGGGUCAGGACCGUGUUCUGGGUGGUGGCCCACACACCUGCUCGGGUUCUGAGUCCAGGAUUACCAGGGUAAGCGCACACAUGGCCACAACAUGCGGGGCCAGCCACCCGCUCAGCCUCCUUGUCUCCAGAGGUCAUUCCUGGAGGAGGUGUCCCCAGGAAAGGAGGGUGAGACACCAGCCCUCCAGGGCCCUGCUCCUCCUUGGGGGUGCUUGGGGCACACCACUGCCCUCUUGGUUCCCAGGGUCCGAGAUGGCACAGAGCUGAGCCCUUCAGAUCUGAGAGGGGGGUUGGAGGAGGCUGCACCCCCUGGGAACCACUUGCUCUUCUAGAAGCUUCACAGAUGAGGCCCAGGGCAUCUAGUGCUGGUCACAGCCCUGCACUGCUCCCCAGAGUUCCAGGAAUGCCCCAUUUGUCACCCUCUGUUGCACCUGUCUCGGUCCAGCUAAUCCAUGCCCAGCCCCAAAGACCCUGUGUGACAGGGAUUCAGCACUCAGGGGAUGCAUGUCUGUGAGCACCGAAGGCAACCACACCCUUGCUGCCCACCUGGAUGAGGGACUCGCUCUCCUGCUGUGACUGUGAUGGCCGAGGGGGUCAGACCAGGGGGAACUGGGCCCCUGGCAUGGCCAUGCACAGCCUGGUGGAAAAGGGUUUAUCUUCCAUUUCCUCUUCUUUUUCAUUUUUGUUAAUUGCUCCAAAGGAGCUGAACUGAGUGUUGGGCUGUUUUCCUGCCAUGGGGCUUUCCUCAUAAGGAGCCUAUACCCCGCUGUCCCCACUCUGUGUGGUGUGGUGUGAUGGUCCACUGGCUGCCUGACCUCUGAUGUACUGUACGCUUGAACUGAAGAUGCUGAAAGACGCUAUGGUCAGUUACCUCCGCAUCUGUGUAAUAAAGCAGACGUUUGC
This is a messenger RNA of Nycticebus coucang (slow loris), 7476 nucleotides long. RefSeq names its product CBFA2/RUNX1 partner transcriptional co-repressor 3 (gene CBFA2T3). The coding region runs from base 601 to 2172 and encodes 523 amino acids. The record is from RefSeq and is a predicted model, not a curated record. Gene Ontology annotation, molecular function: transcription corepressor activity. NCBI's taxonomy places the organism in Eukaryota, Metazoa, Chordata, Mammalia, Primates, Lorisidae. The transcript is spliced from 10 exons. Gene Ontology annotation, cellular component: nucleus. Gene Ontology annotation, biological process: DNA-templated transcription; negative regulation of DNA-templated transcription.